Entamoeba invadens IP1 is the source of this 1872-nucleotide messenger RNA. RefSeq lists its product as hypothetical. The record is from RefSeq and is a predicted model, not a curated record. The coding region runs from base 1 to 1872 and encodes 623 amino acids. Gene Ontology annotation, molecular function: protein binding. NCBI's taxonomy places the organism in Eukaryota, Evosea, Mastigamoebida, Endamoebidae. The transcript has a single exon.
AUGAGUGAGUGGUAUCCCGAACUCCAAACAUUGAAUUUGUUUGCUGCGCCAAUAUUCACAAUCGAAUACCCAAUCGUCAACAUAUGCGCAAAGUCUCCAAACGACUAUGUGGCUGUCACCAACGAUGGUAAAUUUGUCUCAAAGACUCCAAAGGUCCAACACGAACCGCAAGGUUUGAAAGAGCCAGUCGUAUCGUCUUUCUUGUUUAAAGACGACUUUUAUGUCUCAACAAAUACCAAACUCUUUAAAAUAGGUAAAAACAAUACAACUACUGAAGUGUUAACUUUUCCUGAAAAUUUAAUAGCAGUGGGUGCGUCUGAUGAACAUAUAAUGGUCUCUUUUAAAGACUCUGUCAAGAUUUAUUCAAAAGAGUAUAAUGAGGAAAAAACACUGAAAAUACCAAAUGUUAUUGACUUCGCUUGUUCUGAAGACACUUUAGGGUUUCUGUGUAAACAAGGUGCAGAAUUUGUCGACUCGAAGACCUUUGUAAAUCGCGCAAAGAGAUAUUUUUCUGGAGGAUAUCUUAAAGUAUUAGAUGACUACACUGCAAUUGCGAUUUCUCAGGAUUCGCAAUAUGUUGCACUUGGAAACGUUAAGGGGUGUGUCACUGUGUUGACAAAAGGCGAAGAGCAAUACACCUAUUAUGUCCACUGUGACUCAACUAUAAAAACCAGUGAAAGAGUUGUUAGACUUGGUUUCGCCCCAAAUGGUAAUUUAAUAAGUGUUUCGGAGAAAGGAACUGCCGUUAUUGUCGACCCCAAAGCGAAAGAAUUAAAACAGGAAUUUAAGACAAUUCUAAAAUAUGAAACAAUCGAUGAAACGCAAUUAGAAAAAGUGUUGUGUUCCAAUUUAACGAAAGACAGAAAUUGUUUGUUUGCGUAUCAAAAAGAUGGGAAGUCGUUUAUUUACACGGUUUAUUGGAACUUUGGUGGGUAUUGUCCGGCUUUUUCACAUGGAGGUACAUGGGGAAGUGGUGUUCCAUUGAAAUUAGUGCGAGCUUCGAAAAAGCGUGCGAGGAAGAGUAAAAAAGCGAAGAAAGAAGAUGAAGAAGUAGAAAAAGUGCCAAAAAAGCGCGUUGUUCGCAAGCGGCUUUCAAAAAAGGUUUUAAAAAGGAGUGACGACGAAAUUGAGAAAGAAGAUGGGACUGAAAGUGAUGAAGAAAAGCCCAAGAGAAAGACACGAAAAAGAGAACCUGUUGAAAUCAAAAAGGGUUCAAGUGGGGUAUAUGUUAAGAUCACUGGAGGAAGCCCUUCAGAAGAGGAGAAUCUGAAGAAUGAAAUCCACAAAAAUGGCCUCUUUACUGUUUCAAGUAUUGGAGGGAAGUAUGACAUAGUAGUCACAUUCCAUGAGAGAAGGACAUCGGAAGUCAUUGAGGGGAUAGUACAAGGAAAACAAGUUGUUGGUGCGGAGUGGGUGAAGGCGUCACAUAAGUUAAAAAAGGUUGAGAAGUGUGCCAAGUACGAAAUUGAUAAAUUUUCGGGAGCCGGUCAUGUUGAUGAAACGUUGUUUGACGGGAAGGUGAUAUGCGUCUUUGGAGAGACUAAAGUACCCAAUCAAAUAAUUGAGAGGUGGAUCACAAUGUUGGGGGGAGAAGUCACACUUCGUCCUAAAAACGCGCACUACGUGGUAGCAGGAGAGACAUUCAUGAAGUGUGACGCCACAAGAAGAACACUUGGGUUUUGUGUGAAAGAGGAAUGGUUGUAUGAUUCCAUUUGCAAGAUGACACUUGUUGAUGUCUGUGAAUAUUUGGUUGAUGGAAUUAAGAAAGAAAAUCGUGAAAAAAUAGCAAAGGGGGAAGUUGGCGAUAAAGACGUUGAUAUGUCACUUGCAAAAAAUAGGCGCAAAGCAAUAAGAUCAGAAAGUGCAAAAUGA